AGUUGUGCAACUAAGUAGGAGUUUAAAUAUCGGAAAGAAAACCUUACAGGUCAGCUGGCAAAAUAGAAUAUAAAACAAAAUUUUUGAGCGAACAACUGAAAAAUAAUAGCAGUUGUUUUUCGUAUUUGACUUUCUUGUGUAUAACAUGAAAAUCUGAAAUAUUUAUAAUCCCAGCAAAUACGCUUUUUUCAAUCAAAAUCUAAUAAGGAAUUUUGUUAAUACAUCAAAGUCAACGCUUAAAGUAACAACAACAAAAGCGGCAAGAAAAAUCAACCAACCUGCCAUCAACCAUAAAGAGCGAAAGAGAAUAGAAGGAAAAAGGCCGAAAAGCAAUAAGGGAAAAUAAAGGAAAAGAGGCGCCAGAGGAGCAGGUGAAACAGGUGGACGCAGGAGAAUCACCCACCCAGAAACCAUCAUCGCCAGCAGGUGACAGCCAAGCAGAAAGUCAGCACAAACAUGUCAAGUGAUUCGAGUCGAAAGAUCCAGGUGCCCGAUGAGCUGAAGGAGGUCCUGUUGCAGUUCUCGAUCUCCUUCCUGGUGGAACAGCCCCCGGAUGUGAUCGACUAUGCCGUGGAAUACUUCACCAAACUCCAAUCCGAACGUCCAAGUGGAGGGCACACAGAUAUAAGUACCGAUGACCAGCUGAGCGUCAACUCACAGGAUGCCGAUGCGGAACCACCAGUAAUGGCCAGCUCGCGGCGCAAAUCAGUUUUCGCCGAGGCCUAUGAUCCGGAGGCGGAUGACGACGAUGAUGGUGCCACCGCCGUGUUCCCCAAGACAGACGAACAGCGGGCCCGACUGGUGGAGUCGGUGAAGAACGUCCUCCUCUUCCGAUCCCUCGAAAAGGAGCAGAUGAACCAAGUCCUGGAUGCCAUGUUCGAGCGGAAGGUUCAGCCGGGCGACUAUAUCAUCCGCCAGGGCGACGACGGCGAUAACUUUUAUGUUAUUGAAUCAGGCGUAUACAAAGUCUAUAUUAAUGACAAGCACAUUAACACCUACAAUCACACUGGACUUUUCGGUGAAUUAGCGCUGCUCUACAACAUGCCCAGGGCGGCCACCGUGCAGGCGGAAACGAGUGGUCUACUUUGGGCCAUGGAUCGCCAGACCUUCCGACGCAUCCUGUUGAAGUCGGCCUUCAGGAAGAGGAAAAUGUACGAGGAGCUGUUGAACAGCGUGCCCAUGCUGAAGGCCUUGCAGAACUACGAACGCAUGAAUCUGGCGGAUGCUUUGGUUUCAAAGAGCUACGACAAUGGCGAGCGCAUCAUCAAGCAGGGUGACGCCGCCGAUGGCAUGUACUUCAUCGAGGAGGGCACCGUGUCCGUGCGCAUGGACCAGGACGACGCCGAGGUGGAGAUCUCGCAGCUGGGCAAGGGCCAGUACUUCGGCGAGCUGGCGCUGGUGACACAUCGACCCCGAGCCGCCUCCGUCUAUGCCACGGGCGGAGUCGUCAAGCUAGCAUUCCUCGAUGUCAAGGCAUUUGAGCGUUUGCUGGGUCCCUGCAUGGAUAUUAUGAAGCGCAACAUUGACGACUACGAGUCACAGUUGGUGAAGAUAUUUGGCAGCAAAAACAAUAUCACCGAUACACGAUAAAAAGUCUGAACAACCAACCAACAAAAACCACCAUCAAUAGCUACAACAAACAGCAACUAAAACUGAAAAAAGGUCACUUGCAGGCUUCUUAGGAUUUUAUUUUGUAACCAUGUUUCUUUCAAAUUGAGCAAUACUACAGACAGCAAAAUAAGAGCAUAAACACAACCCACAAGAAAGCACAAAUACCAAACAAAAACACAAGGACACACAAAUCAUUUAAACUUAAUCAUGAAUAUUUGAUAAUUGAAAUUAAUCUAUAAUACUACGAUAAUAAUAAUGAUGAUAAUGAUAAUGUUGAUCAUGAUGGGGAGAAGCUUAGCAAUGUUUCUAAUCUAAAACAUAAAAGCAAACAAGCGAGUUAAGAAUUGUAUUGUAUGUAUUUAGCAAUUGUAAUUUGUAAUGUAUUUAAUUGGGCGAAAAUGAAUUCAAAUGCAAUCAGCAAAUAGAAACAAAAAAACGAUUGGCUCAACGGGAAUGUUAAAAAUACUAAUUUAAGUUUUGUUUAUUCAUACCUUUUUGUUAUCCAUUGAUUUAUUCAUAAUUUAGAAAGUAACGCAAACACUUGUUUCAUUGGCUGCUAAAUAACUGAUAAGCGAAAAGAAAGCAAAACAAAAAUAUAUCAAAUAAGAGCAAAUUGAACACACA
This is a messenger RNA of Drosophila rhopaloa, 2235 nucleotides long. It is a transcript of the gene Pka-R2, whose product is annotated as cAMP-dependent protein kinase type II regulatory subunit. Bases 457 to 1590 code for a protein of 377 amino acids. Gene Ontology annotation, molecular function: cAMP-dependent protein kinase regulator activity. Gene Ontology annotation, cellular component: cAMP-dependent protein kinase complex. Lineage: Eukaryota; Metazoa; Arthropoda; Insecta; Diptera; Drosophilidae. Gene Ontology annotation, biological process: regulation of protein phosphorylation. The record is from RefSeq and is a predicted model, not a curated record. The transcript has 10 exons.